AUGCCCGGUUUCGACUUUAGCAAUCACACUCGCAAUGCUGCUCUCCAUGCACAAGGCGUUCCCCUGCCGAAAGCAACAAGCACAGGUACGACCAUCGUGGGCUGUAUAUACAACAAUGGCGUGGUCAUCGCUGCAGAUACAAGAGCGACUUCAGGUCCCAUAGUAGCAGACAAGAACUGUGAAAAACUACAUUAUAUCUCCCCUAACAUAUGGUGUGCUGGCGCUGGUACCGCAGCAGAUACUGAAUUCACUACCGCCCUCAUCUCCUCCAACCUCGAACUACAUUCCUUAUCCACAAACCGUCAACCUCGUGUGGUCACUGUCAUGACCAUGCUGAAGCAACACCUAUUUCGAUAUCAGGGACAUAUCGGUGCCUAUCUGGUCGUGGCUGGUGUAGACCCGACUGGAGUAGGUCUUUUCACAGUACAUGCGCACGGCAGUACCGACAAGUUGCCCUACGUAACUAUGGGCUCGGGCUCUCUUGCAGCAAUGGCUGUCUUUGAAUCAACAUGGAAAAAAGAUUGCACACGUGAUGAGGCUGUCAAGUUCUGCUCCGAAGCUAUUUUGGCUGGUAUUUUCAACGAUUUAGGUUCCGGAUCGAACGUUGAUGUUUGUGUCAUCGACAAGGACAAACCAACUCAACUAAUGAGAAACUACAUCAAGCCAAAUGAGCGAUCGAAGAAGGAGCGGAACUACAAGUUCCAGAAGGGUACCACAGCCGUACUGGACCAAAAGAUCAUUACAAGAGAAGAGAUAGGCCGCUACGUUACCGUGCACGAGAUUGCUGGAAGCGACAGCGACAGUGGAAGUCUUGUGGUGGUAGAGAAGAUGGAUGUUGACGAUCAGCCGUGA
Lithohypha guttulata is the source of this 852-nucleotide messenger RNA. It is a transcript of the gene PUP1, whose product is annotated as proteasome core particle subunit beta 2. Gene Ontology annotation, cellular component: proteasome core complex. Lineage: Eukaryota; Fungi; Ascomycota; Eurotiomycetes; Chaetothyriales; Trichomeriaceae. Gene Ontology annotation, molecular function: threonine-type endopeptidase activity. The transcript has 2 exons. The record is from RefSeq and is a predicted model, not a curated record. Bases 1 to 852 code for a protein of 283 amino acids.